CCUGGCAUUAUGGAGCUGAUUCUGCUAAAGCAAUAACCUGCAGGACGAAGCGGCUGGAGCGCUGACACGACAUGAACUUGGACGUCCUGAAGGAGAAGGAGCUUCCAGAGAUCUUCAGCUGGACUGGAGCUUACAGCGUAGCGGCAAAAUAAAGCAAGCUCGCCUCAUCAUGGAGCCAGAGAGCGCUCUCAGACACAAAAACAGCUAUUCACAGCACGCAGACACCGAGCUGUUCUCGUCUGAGGAGGACAGCAGUCUCUACUUCACCUACAGCGGCGACGCCAACCAGCUGGAGGUCACCAACCUGCGCUACGAGGUGGACACGGCGGCUCAGAUCCCCUGGUACGAGAAGCUGUCCGAGUUCAAGUUGCCCUGGGAGCUGAAAGGCGACAAGCAGACGGCCAUCAACAACCUGAGCCUGCGCGUCCGCAGCGGACAGAUGCUGGCCGUCAUCGGCAGCUCAGGCUGCGGGAAGACGUCCUUGCUGGAUAUCAUCACAUGUCGGGACGAGGGCGGCACGAUGACCGCCGGCCAGGUCCUGAUCAACGGGAAGCCCAACACGCCGCAGCUGGUGAAGAGGAGCGUCGCUCACGUGCGGCAGGACGACCGGCUCCUUCCCCACCUCACCGUGCGGGAGACGCUCAGCUUCGUGGCCAAACUCAGACUCCCCACUCACUUCACACAGGCCCAGAGGGACCAGAGGGUGGACGAUGUGAUCGCAGAGCUGCGGCUGAGGCAGUGUGCGCACACCAGGGUGGGAAACGACUACGUGAGGGGAGUCUCUGGAGGAGAGAGGAGGAGAGUCAGCAUAGCUGUGCAGCUUCUCUGGAACCCCGGUAUCUUAAUCCUGGACGAGCCCACCUCAGGUCUGGACAGCUUCACAGCCCACAACCUGGUCAUCACCCUGUCCCGCCUCGCCAAGGGCAACCGCCUCAUCCUGCUGUCGGUCCACCAGCCUCGCUCAGACAUCUUCCAGCUCUUUGACCUCGUGGUGCUGCUAUCUUCAGGCUCGGCGGUGUACUUUGGUGCAGCUCGCGACAUGGUUCCCUAUUUCACUGCCCUCGGGUACCCCUGCCCACGGUACUGCAAUCCCUCCGACUUCUAUGUGGAUCUGAUCAGCAUAGACCGCCGCAGUCCUGAGCUGGAGGCUGAGUGUCUGGAGCGGUCCAGGCUUUUAUCUGUGCAGUUCAAGGAAAAGGUUCAAAACACGGACGACCACAUGUGGAAACCUGCUGAAUCCAGUGCGGCCCAUACAGAGAGCCCUCAGCAGCCAAGCAGAAGCAGAGAGGAAGUCGUCACUGUUUCUAAGGAAAGCAACAAGCUGCCUGGAGAUCUGCAGCAGUUUACCACCCUCAUCAGGCGGCACAUGUACAAUGACUUCAGAGACCUGGUCUCCUUGUUGGUCCGUGGCUUCGAGGCGCUGCUCAUGUCGCUGCUGGUGGGCUUUCUGUACUACGGGGCCGGCGAGGAGCGGCUCAACAUCCAAGACACGGUGGCCCUCCUCUACAUGAUCGGGGCCCUCACGCCGUUCGCUGUGGUGCUGGACGUCAUAGCUAAAUGUCACACGGAGAGGGCCAUGCUCUACCACGAGCUGGAGGACGGCAUGUACUCCGUCACCUCGUACUUCUUUGCCAAGGUCUUGGGCGAGCUACCGGAGCACUGCGUGUUCACCCUGGUCUACGGUCUGCCCAUCUACUGGCUGGCCGGCCUGAACGAGGCGCCGGACCGCUUCCUGCUCUUCUUCCUGCUGGUGUGGCUGAUGGUCUACGGCAGCCGAGCCAUGGCUCUGUUCGUGGCCGCCGCGCUGCCCACCCUGCAGACCUCGGCCUUCAUGGGCAACGCCUUGUUCACGGUCUUCUACCUGACCGGAGGCUUCGUCAUCAGCCUGGAGAACAUGUGGCUGGUGGCCUCGUGGCUCUCCUACGCCUCCUUCAUGCGCUGGGGCUUCGAUGGCAUGCUGCAGGUGCAGUUCAGGGACAACAAGUACCCGGUGACAGUGGGCAACUUCACGUUCAACGUCGACGGCAUACACGUGGUGGAGGCCAUGAAACUGAACCAGUACCCCCUGUUCUCCUGCUACCUGGUGCUGGUGGCAGUGUGCUUCGGCUUCAUGGUGCUCUAUUACGUCAGCCUGAAGUUCAUCAAACAGAAGUCCAGCCAGGACUGGUGAAAACCAGGAGAUCACACUUCCACACACACAGUCUUUUCUUUUAAAUCGACUUUGCAAAGUGUUUUUUUUUAUGUAAAGGUGGACGGAUGUUCGACUGGUUCGACAGAACGUUGUGGGUUAUACUGUUCUUAUUGUCAUGUCUGGGUGCUGAAGUCGAGAGAAAAGCUAAAUAAACUCUUCAGAAUAAUUUGUAACUUCAAAAAGAGAGCGAGCCGUUUAAUAUCUUGAAUCUGAUUGGGUAUGGGAAAUUGGCCGGUAUUUGAGUAACUUCAUUUCUUGCUGUGAGAUAAAUGAGUUGUUUCUGUACCGCUGUGUGCUGCUGGAUGGCAGCAGAGUACCGCAACAACAUCCAGAUUAUUAUUUUUUUUCUCCCCUUUUUGGAGCGCUACCCUGGCAGAUUUCCAUCUGCAGCUUUUGCUUGUUCCAUUUUCAGCCUCUUUUUUUUUUUUCCUCCCCAAAAGCUUCAUUUGUUGUUUUUUGGUUGUUUAUGGGAGAUUUUAAAGCUUACUGUAACAAUGUGUGUUGGAAUGUAGAGCAGUAAAAAAAACAAAAAAACAAAGUCGAGUGCAGAAUUACUAAGUCGCACACUCAGAAACAAACUAUAAAACUUGCACUCGUAUGGUUGCUGUUAUGUAAGGUGAAUGUUUUUGCGCUGGUGCAAAGGCUAAAUCGUUGGCCGUUAAACCAACACUAUAGUUUGAGGCCAAAUUAAAAAUGAAAUCACAUUGCUUAA
Messenger RNA from Fundulus heteroclitus (mummichog), 2903 nucleotides. It is a transcript of the gene abcg8, whose product is annotated as ATP-binding cassette, sub-family G (WHITE), member 8. The transcript has 13 exons. The coding region runs from base 170 to 2170 and encodes 666 amino acids. Gene Ontology annotation, cellular component: plasma membrane. Gene Ontology annotation, biological process: cholesterol homeostasis. The record is from RefSeq and is a predicted model, not a curated record. NCBI's taxonomy places the organism in Eukaryota, Metazoa, Chordata, Actinopteri, Cyprinodontiformes, Fundulidae. Gene Ontology annotation, molecular function: ATP hydrolysis activity; ABC-type transporter activity; ATP binding.